UCGGAGACGAGGCCCAGCUGCGGCCCACUCGACGAGCUUCGAAGCUGAGCGGGCGUUCUUUGCGCACUGAGCGCUGAACUGAGCGGUCAGUGGGACACGGCCUUACCGCGAGCAUGGAUGCAGGGCUGCGGUUUGCGACCUUCGUCGCCGCGGCUGCUGCGAUGCUCGCCACAUCUCCAACCACAGCCGAGUACUCGUCAAGAGAUCGGCCUCGGAUUGUGCUGGACAACGGCAACAUGGUGUUCCAGGUGCCCAGCGCUAAGAAUAUCAGCUUCCGCACCACCUCAGGACGCGGUGGCAUUUUUCUCAAUGGACGUGACGUCGCUGAGGUCCUCGCCAAGGUCUCAGAGGCAGCGCGGACUAUUGAACCAAUGGCGACGAACACUCAGCUGCAAGAACUGGCAGAAACUGUAGAGACCGUGACGACGUUGCGCUCGCAAAUGGGCCAGUUGAGCACAAAAUUUCGACAACUGCAAACAAAGGUUCGGAGGUUAGAGGCCAAUUUCACUCGGGUGGCGAGAGUAUCCAUAAACCGGCUGGUGACGGCGCUUCGAAGACUCCGCAAUGGGCUGAACCAAGAUCCCUGUGCCUCAAAUCCAUGCAGCCACGGUGGCACAUGCAUCGGUCGCUUCAACGCAUUCACCUGCAUCUGUCCACCGUCAUGGGAGGGACCUCGGUGCGAAGUGGACGUGGACGAGUGCUCCCACUUGGCGGGAAGUGAUCUCGGCUGCCAAAACAACGCCCGGUGCAUAAAUACGCCAGGAAGCUACCGCUGCGAGUGCGCCCAAGGGUUUUACGGGGCUCGUUGCACCGAGAGUCAGGAUAGCUGCACGACGGCGAGCUCGCACUCGCUCUGUGACCACGGGACCUGCGUCAGCCUGCCUCGGACCAACAAUCCGCCGUACAUGUGUCUGUGCGAACAAGGUUGGACCAAGGGUUUCGGCCAGCCGGCGUGCUCCGUGGAUGUGGACGAGUGCAGUACGGGUCAUCAUUUCUGCUCGAGAAACCCGCCUGUGGCCUGCAUCAACUAUCCGGGAGGCUUCGGAUGCGCACCAUGCCCGAGUGACGAACCGACGGCGGCAUUGGAUCCCGAGACGCGGCGCAGCAUAUGGACCUUGCUAAAAAAGCUACGUGGCAAAGCCAGCAUACUGCUCUCCACGCACGACAUGGAAGAGGCUGAUGUUCUGGCCGAUCGGAUCAUCGUUAUGUACAGCGGCAGUAUCGUCUGCUGGGGAUCGCCCAGCUUUCUCAAGAACGCGUGUGGUAUUGGCUACAAGCUACGCAUUCAAAAGGAACAGAAGGUCUUCAAGGCUGAUGCAGUCCUCGCUGUCGUGAAAAAUACUGUACCUCAAGCGACUGUUGAGGAAGAGAAAGACAAUGAAGCGAUAGUCGCUCUAAACACCAUGGAACGAGGCAGCUUUCCGGCUAUGUUCCGGCAGCUUGAAGACGGGAGCAAAAGACUUGGCAUUCAAAGCAUGGGAGUGUCGGUGGCAACGAUGCAGGAUGCCUAUAUAAAGGCGGACGCGUAUAGAAGUGACAGUGGACCACCCACUGCACUCGACUUCUUCCUGGUGUACAAGGGACAGGUCAUCCUGGCAUUAAAGCCUGAAACGCUGGAGCACAUUCUCCUGCAAUGCGUGCAAUACUCCGACGAGCGUCGCAUCCUCGUCGGAAGCUACCGAGAGCAGGGACUCGCCACCAACAGUGUCGACGAGUUUCUAUUCCCGAAGGCGCACGGGACUAUCAUCAAACGUGCCCACAGUGCGCUGCUGGAGUUCCUCGUGUCCUGCGCGCUCUUUGAGCGCCUCUAG
This is a messenger RNA of Rhipicephalus sanguineus (brown dog tick), 1811 nucleotides long. Its product is annotated as slit homolog 1 protein-like. The record is from RefSeq and is a predicted model, not a curated record. Gene Ontology annotation, molecular function: calcium ion binding. Bases 114 to 1811 code for a protein of 565 amino acids. The transcript has 14 exons. NCBI's taxonomy places the organism in Eukaryota, Metazoa, Arthropoda, Arachnida, Ixodida, Ixodidae.